AAUAAAAACUAAACGUAGCUGUACGUGCGAUGGCGAUGUGUGGAUUUUUUCGUUGGUUGAUGAUAUUUUUUGAUCACAAAACAAUUGCUAAUUGAAACCUAAGUCCUAUGAGUAAGAUAUACCUGCUACAGCAUCCGGUGAAUAGUGUGUGGUGUUUAAGUGCAGGGGACAAAAAUAAUAAACCGAGUGGUGAUGGAAGAGAGUACGGAGAAUCACAUGGAGACCGACGUGUCGUCCACGACUGAUGAUGUUCCUGAGACGCAGGAAGUAACAGGCUCCGACGGUAACGUCGAGAUGAUCAUAGUUGUGGAGAAGAUGGAAGAUGAGUCAACAGCUGACGAGCAAUCAGAUGAGCAACAUUCACCAGUUCAUGAGGGUCCUGGUAGUAUCAUUGCACCAGAGGAUAAGGCACCAGAGAAAGAACAAGUACCAAUAGUAAAAUCCCCACUAAAAUCUCCAGCAAAGUCUCCUAUAAAGACACCAACAAUAACUCUUGUAAAAUCGCCAGCAAAAUCCCCUGUUAAAAUUCCAGCAAAAUCUCCAGUUAUAAUUCCAGCUAAAUCCCCUAUCAAAAGCCCAGCCAAAUCUCCAGUUGAAAGCCCAGCUAAAUCACCAAUAAAGUCACCUACAAAAUCUUCAAAUAUUGAGCCAGAAAUUACAAAUUCCACAGAGGAUACUGAGAUAGUAAUGAUUGUGGAAACUGCACCUCAGGUGCCAGAUGAGGUUUCAACACCUGUCACCAUAGAACAAGUUGAAUUGACUGUAGAAGCCCCAUCAACCAAAGAAUCUCUUAUUGAAACAGACAAACCCACCCAGAUUCUGAGUCCAAGUAAAGAAGUACAGGAACCUGUAUCAACAUCACCCAAUAAGGAGUCACAGCCUUCAGAUUCUGCUAUAUCAACACCAACAAAAGAAACCACAACAAAUGAUAAAACGUCAGUCAAUGGCAAGGUUCAAUCAAAUGAAACUGGUAAAAUGGAUGACACAAGUGCUAAACCUGUUACUACUAUCACACCCAUAGAGAUUACCAUUGAAAAUUCAAAUGAUUCUCAAAUUGAAUCAUUGUCUGACAUAUCAGAAAAAGAACACAAAGGCAUUAGCAGAGAAUUGAAAUCCUUAAUAAACUCUGCCAAAGAGUCUAAGAUCAUUAGUGAGUGCACACAAUUAAAAAGUAAGACAAGAAAGUCUAGAAAUGCUUUAGACACAUCUAGUUCAAGUUUGAAUUCCUCUUUGUUGGAGCCUGGUAAGAUUAAUGACACUAGAAGACACAGUGAUAACUCACAGAAGAGUAAUUGUAGUGAAAAGUCUGAUAAAACUCACCUCAAGAGGUCAAUGAGGUCACAGAACCCGGAAUUUGUUAGUAAGGUAAAACAGUUUCUGAAUUCUGUUACUGGUAAGAGUAAUAAAGAGUCUGAUGAUGACGAUGAUGUGGUGGAAAGCAAAGAUAAGAGUGAAAUAUUAGAGGAGGAUGCAAAGGGGACACCUCCUAAAGUAAAAAAGGCUGAGCCAAUUGUAAUUACAGAGAAUAGCAACAAGCUGCGUUCAGAUCCUUACUGUUGGCGUUGUCAUUGGGCAGUGGAGCACAGUACCAAUGAUAAAGUGCAUCCUCCGAUGCACUGUACAGUGUGCCCGAGGACUUUCCACUUCAAAUGCCUGACUAGUACGGAGAAGAACAAGAUAAAUGUGGAGAAGAAUUGGGUGUGUCCUGAAUGUAUGGUCGUACUACAGGCUGAGAGUUCUGAGACCAGAUCUCCAGCCAUGAAGAAGAUAUCCCUAGGAAUGCUCUGUGACCUAUUGAAGCACGCGCUGCGGCGAAUGAUGGAAGUGAAUGGGGUGGACCCAUUCAUGCAACCAGUGGACCGUACAGCAUUUCCAGAUUAUGACAAGUAUGUAGUGCAUCCCAUGGACCUGUCAUUGAUGAGAGACAACAUCUCCGAGGGACUGUACGGCAGCACAGAGGCGUUCCUGGCUGACGCGCAGUGGAUACUUCAUAACAGCAUCAUUUUUAACACAUAUGAAAACGUGUGUCCCCCUUCAGUGCAGUCUAAGUUGACGGCGGGCGCGCGCGCGUUGGUGCGGUCGUGUCGCUCGGAGAUGGGGGAGAUCGAGGCCUGCCCCGAGUGCUACGCCGCCGCGCAUGCGCGCCGACCCACCUGGUUCACAGACGUCUGCUCCACGCCACACAUACUGUUCUGGGCUAAACUAAAAGGCUUCCCCUACUGGCCAGCGAAGGGUAUGUCGGUGAACGGCUCCGGUUUAGUGGACGUGCGCUUCUUCGGCGCCCACGACCGCGCCUGGGUACCUUCCAAAGACUGUUUUCUGUACUCUGAGAAAGAUCCGAAUAACUUCCGGACUAAACGACAGGAUAUAAUAGACAGUAUGCAGGAAGCCGAGCAGCACAUUCGGAAUAUUUCAAGAAAGUAUGGUCGGUUUGUGUACCCACCUUUCAAAACACCAUUUGAUCCCAGCAGAAUGAGUGAACAACUCAAAAUGAUGAUACCAACAUUCGAAGGUGAUGUCAGAUCACUGGUGAAGGAAAAAUCUUCACCAGCGGCUACCAAGGGGAAGAGCAGGUCCAACUCCAAGGGUUCAAAAUGUUCACUGAAUGAUGGGUUGCGCCUACACUCGGAUAGUACGGAUUCGGAUAGUGACGGGGAGGAACUACAGCGUCUGUAUGCUCUCCUAGAAAAGUACAGUGACGCAAGCGAGACUGAUGACGCGCCAGCUCUGCCGGCGAGGAAAAUGGCGGACGGCGCCGAAAUAGCCAAAGUGGAGGAAGAUGAAUCUAAUGUAGAGAAGGAAAUGGAAGUUGAAGUUCCAAUCAAACUAAAAGAAAAUGCUCAAACUCCUACAACAACGAGUUCUAGAAAGCGCCGUCGGUCAGAACUCGAGGAAGCUGUCAUUACUAUAAUCGAAACUAGCGGCACCUAUGAGAAGCGCAGUCGCCGCAAAAGCUUAACUGAAACCAAGAAACCUGACGCACCAGAACCAACUAGCAGUAAGGCCGUAGACACCACAGCCACUGACAAACCCCAGGGUGAAACAAAACAGACCACACCAGUUAAAGUAAAUGAAACACUAACUAAACUUAAAGAUAACGAGCCAUCCUCUAGCACUGAAAAAGAGAAAACUCAGAGAGUUACUCCUAUAAGGAUAGCACUAGUGAAAGAGAGACGCCAGUCUACAAGAACCAGUUCCUCCAGGGACCCAACCGCCAAAAUCAUUACUCCUACUAAAGACAAGGAUCAGGAAAAAACCACUCCACAGAGGCCAAAAUCUGCUAGAAACGUUGAUAAACCAUCACCUGCUACUAAACCAGAGAAAACAAAACCAGAAAAAAUUGACAAAACACCAAACUCGAAAGUUGACAAAGUUGAUAAAACACCCAAUGACAGCAAAACUACACGAGGGAACAGGUCCAGAGCUGAGAAACGAAGUAGUUCUCGAAGUAGCAGGUCAACUAACAGCACUAGCUCGACGAGGUCAUCAGAAAAAGCUGAGAAGAAAACCGAUGGGGCCGCCAAAGAUAAGCCCAAAGAAGGUAAACCCUCAGCAAAGGAGAAAGACAAACCGGGAGAUGUAAACAAAUCGACAUUGGAUGUACAGAAGUCACCCAAACCGGUUACAGAUGUACAAUCCCCGAAAUCUAUUAAAGAUCGGAUGCACUUGGAUGACGACACUACCCUAGCUGUUCUAGCGCGGGAAACUUCUAAAUCGAAUAAUCUGGUAACAGUAACGCAUUGCAACAGUGGGCUCCCCACAAUUAGCUCCGUGCGGAGUCUCUCGACCACUGCACAGGCUACUGGCGUGACGAUAACUAGAACGAUGUCCAGUGCGAACACUAUUGACAUCACGGAAGAAUCGUCUACCUCGGACUCGAGUAUCUUUACACCUACUAGCUCGGACAACGUUACGUCUAUGAAAGAAGCAAUGUCGAAACUGCAGAGGCUACGUAACGAGACGGCGGAGCCAGCCGUAGGGCGCGUGGGGGUCAGAGCAUUCGCGAGGAUGACAUCGCCGGAGAAACAGACGCCAAAUGAAGAGGUGCAAGUAGAGAUUAAGGCUGAACCAAUCGAUCUCGAUGACCCAGAAAGGCAUAUGGAGAAGAUGGAUCUCAUGAACGCUUUUAGGCUACGGCCGGUGAACCCACAGAACAUGCCGACACCGACGAUGAAUUUGCGGGACGUUCGAAUAAAUAAAGUGGUAGUGACGCCGCUGAAUGCCAAGAAGACGACCAAAACGCCUGAGGUGCGGCCGAGAGCGAAGAAAACGUUCCCACAGCCGAAGAAGCCGGAGGACGGUCGGUCGGAUCUGGUCACGAAGAACUCAAUGGUGUACAUCCCCAUCCAGCCUCCGAUGACGCAGGCUCCCUCCCUGCGCAUGCCGCGCCCCCCUCACGCCGCGACACCCACCGCGCAGCCCAUCAUCAGGCCGCCCAUCGCUACAACCACUGCAGUGAACAGCCUAGUAAACACGGUAACAACCCCCCUGGUGUUGUCCAGCCCGUGUAUCUCCACUAGUGGUGUGACUAACAGCGCGAGUGUGGCCACGGUGCCCACAGUACACACAGUGCCACUGAUGACGUCAGUCAAUGGACAGUGGAUGUUUAGCUUCCAGCCAGUCAUGUCCGUUGGAGCUAUUGAUACUCCUCCCCCUCUAGUUAACGGUAUAGCUGAUCGUGUAAACACAUCUGUUCCGCUGGCAACAUUAACUCCAACGCCAAACUCAACGUUAGUAAACUCUAACGUGGCAACACCGGCCGUGUCGGUCCUGCCCAUAGUACCUGCCGGUACACCUGCACCACCCAUCUCUGUGCUAAGCAGGACACCCACCGACAAUACGCCUGGAGAGCUCCCGCGACUGCAGCAGCGGCCGACGCAGUCCCUGCAGAACCCGCUGGACUGCAAUACGCCUAUCGGCAACAUGCCGCCACCCUCCACUGCUGGACCUGUCACCGCCAAGCUCAACCAGAAUGCCGUCAAGAUGACAGAUUUCUUCCGGACGUUACUGGAGGACUCGUUAGAGAAGCUAGAUGAGCCCAUCACACAGCUGACCACUCUGAAGUUGCAGCUGGAGCAGGACAAAUGGCGGCACCAACAGGAGAUCAAGGAACUCAAACAUAACUAUGAACUAACAAUAGCAGAGAUGCGCGCGUCGUUCGACAAAGAGAAGCUACGAGCUGUGAGCGAGGCGAGACGUGCGUCACAGGUCGAACUGGAGGCCGCCGUAAAGCAAACCAAGACUAAACAAUGGUGUGCGAACUGUAGCCAGGAGGCGCAGUUCUACUGCUGCUGGAACACGGCGUACUGCGGGUACCCCUGCCAGCGCGCGCACUGGUCGGUACACUUCUCCGCCUGCCAGCAACAGAGACAGGAUGGCAGCAACGGAGAUUCACCCAGCUCUCCGAAAUCUCAAUCUGAUAUGCCACGGGGGUGUAUUGGUGUUACAGAAAACGCCGGCUCCGACGCUGACUGUCGGCGGCAAGGUCGCUACCUCUCGCGCCUUCAACCAAGACCAAAAUAGCACAUCGAAGGCUUCUAUUAUUGUAAGUAUGGUCGAAGACACGAGCGGCAACCAGACAAUGAAAUGCGUCGGCACCUACAAGCAGAUUAGUACCAACCAGCUCUCGCCUAUGAUCACCAACAAAUCAGUACCGAGCAAUGAAGAGAGUCAAAACAAGAAAGUGGUAUCUUCUUCAGGAGGGUACUUAAUAGUGGGCGGGUCGAGUAACUCGUCAGUCGUGGCUCCGGCGAGGCGGACGCACGCGAUACAAUACUUCUCUUGAGGCAGAGACUCUCCUGUUUGCUUCGAUUUCUUCGAACGCAACAAGAUGAUAGGAAGAAAACAGAAGAAAUAAACAUGUACAAAUACCGUUAAAGAGUGCAAGUGCAGUCCUAUUGGAGUGUUCGAAAAGUGCAGUGCAUAAUUAUGGUUGUAAUUAAACCUUUUUUCGUAAGGGUCUAUAAGCAAUAAGUACUCUGUUACAGUAAUUAUUUUGUGGAAUUGUCCACAGAUUAUAAAAGUACUAGUAAUCUAGUUACUGGCAAUAUUUUUAUAUCAUGCAUAGACAAUUAGCAAACAAUCAAGUCGUUAGUUCAAAAAUAAGCAUUGUGGUUACUUUGAUUGGUAGUUAUUGUAAAUGUUUAUCGUGACUUGAAGCUGCUGUAUCUAGCUUGAGUAUACAGAACCAUGCUCAUAAAUCAGGUAAAUUAAUACAAAAGUAGUUAUUAAAACGCUAGAUUUCAAUGAGGUG
Molecule: messenger RNA, 6253 nt
Organism: Spodoptera exigua (beet armyworm)
Lineage: Eukaryota; Metazoa; Arthropoda; Insecta; Lepidoptera; Noctuidae
Source: the annotation of a GenBank genome assembly